GGGAACUUCCCAAGCUCAGAGUCCCAGUAAGUGAAGAAAUCUACCACAGUAACAGCCACUUGGGAGUCUGCUACCCCGCCUGCUACUGAGGAUAAAGGGCAGACAACUAGACUGGCAGAGGGUGUUCAGCCUCUAGAUCCCUGAGAGCUCCCUGGAGUGAAAGGCUGGGGAUUGAAAGUAGGGGCCCAGGAGCCAGGACGCCUGAGUCCCUUGCCCAGAUCUCUGUUCUUGGAGUGAGCAUUUGUGGCCAUCAACAAAAGAGCCUCUUCCCCGAGGAAGGCCCCUUGGCAGGGGCUCUGCAAUGUUGCUCCGGGGAUGCCUUCUCAUCAUGCUGGAUGUCCUGAUGUGGCCUAAAUUCAGGGCAGCAUCCCUGCCUUUGCAUAUGGACUCAGUUAUCCAGAUCCUGGCACAAAUAGAGCAGGAAGCACCCACUCUCCAUCCCACAGCCACUGGCCUACUUUUGAUGUCUAGGAGUCCCAUCGACUUCUUCCAGCAACUCUUCCUUUCAGGGGCCCCAUCUCCAACAGAGCUCAAACUUGACCUUCUUGGUCCAGAACUUCAAGAAUUAGCCGCUAGCUUAAUCCAGCACCGAGUGGGUUCUGGGCAAGAGCAUGGGGUAGUACUAGCACCGGAUGGCUCCACAGUGGCUGUGGAGCCCCUCCUAGCAGGGCUCCAGGUUGGGCUCCAUGGUCGGAGGUCUAUAGCCAUUCCCCUGGAGUUCAGAGCCUCCUCUUCCGAAGUCAGAGCUGCUUAUGACGAAGAAGGACUUACAUUGGCCCCUCAAGUCAGUACAACCCCCCAAGAUGUUAGAGACAUUUCCCUGGACUCCACUAUCCUCCCAGCUGUCCAUGCUAACUCCCCAACCAGUGUGGAUAAUCUCCUGGCUGUCACUCUGGCCAGAGCACUAGGUGUGGCCUUCCUCCCAGGCCCUGGGACCCAUACUCCCAAAGGCCUCGGCCCUGAUGGCUGUUGGGACCAUAUCUCAGCCCCCAAGACCUUCUCCCUGUUGUAUUCUGAGCCCCCCUCUGCCCUCACUGUAGCCUUCCUCAAUGGGGCACUGGAUGGAGCCCUGCUAGGGGACUACCUGAGCAGGAGCCCCAAGCCCCACCCACCACUCAGCCACCUACUGACCCAGUACUAUGGAGCAGGGGUGGGUGGGGACCCCCAAUUUCGAAGCAACUUCCGCAGGGACAAUGGUGCCGAACUGACUUCACAGGAGACACUAGCCCAGCAGGUAUGGGGCUCCUUACUCUUGAUACAAGAGUUAGAGCCCUCUCAUCCCCAGCUGGCAAAUCUAUCCCAAGCCCAGCUGGCUGAAGUUGCUACCCAAGCUGCCAAGGAGUUCACAGAGGCCUUCCUGGAAUGCCCAGCCAUCCUGCCCCGCUGCCGCUGGGAAGCAGCUCCUUACCGAGGGAGUCCCAGGAUGCUGAACCUACCUUUGGGAUUCCUUUAUGUGCACCACACCUACGAACCCCACCAGCCCUGUACCAGCUUCUCCCAGUGUGCUGCUGACAUGAGAAGCAUGCAACGCUUCCACCAGGACACCCGAGGCUGGGAUGACAUCGGCUACAGCUUCGUGGUGGGCACCGACGGCUACGUGUACGAGGGUCGGGGCUGGCACUGGGUGGGGGCUCACACCCUCGGCCACAACUUCUUGGGCUUCGGCGUCUCCAUCAUCGGCAACUACACGGCCACACUGCCCGCGGCCCACGCCUUGAGGACCGUACGCGACACCCUCCCACGCUGCGCCCUGCGCGCCGGCCACCUGCGGCCGGACUAUACCAUGCAAGGUCACCGGCAGCUAGUCCACACCGACUGCCCAGGGGACGCCCUCUACCGGCACAUCAGGACAUGGCCACGUUUCAGGGAGGUGAAGAAAAAAGUUUAAAGAAGAGGUACCUUAUCAGUCUCCUCCGACCCCCUAAAUAGACUGCAGAGAGGGAAACUGUAUGCCUAAGUGUGCGGAGCAGGGUGUACUCAGACCUGGGAAUCAAAGCUUGAGUUCUAUUUCUAGCUGUCACUAAUUUUCUGUAUGACCUUGGAGGAGUCAUUUCCUUUUCUCUGGGGUCUCUGCUUCCUCAUAUGUCAAAUGCGGGGGGGGAGGGGAGCUGUAUCUAGUGAUUUCUCGGAGUCCUUCUGAGUUCUGGGCAUUCUAGGCUUACCAUUCUUGUGUCCCUUGCAGCUCAAAUAUGCAGUAUUCUACGAUCCCUCCCUCUGACUUUGUGCUCUAAGGUCCCCCAAGUGGCGACAUCCUGAGAUUAUUCCCAUUUACAGAUACUUAAGUAUGUACACACUUAUUCUUAAGAAGGUACUUAAGUGUCUGAAUAUGUUUCCUGAGGAGCAGCCAUGAGGACACAAUGGUCCAUCAAUCAGUCAGUCAAUAAACAUUUAUUAAGUGA
Molecule: messenger RNA, 2399 nt
Organism: Trichosurus vulpecula (common brushtail)
Lineage: Eukaryota; Metazoa; Chordata; Mammalia; Diprotodontia; Phalangeridae
Gene: PGLYRP2
Product: peptidoglycan recognition protein 2
Exons: 7
Coding region: 302-1888 (528 amino acids)
Biological process (GO): detection of bacterium; defense response to Gram-positive bacterium; peptidoglycan catabolic process
Molecular function (GO): N-acetylmuramoyl-L-alanine amidase activity; peptidoglycan binding; zinc ion binding
Source: RefSeq, a predicted model, not a curated record